AUGCCUUUUGUACCCUCACGCUGGUUGGCGUGCCUUCCUCUACCCACUCAGAUCAGGUGGGAGCCCUUCCCUCGCCGCUCUUUAAUUGCGACUAACGCUACGAAACCCCCCGAAGACAUCCUUCCGACUACUGGCGACAGCUUAUUUACAUCAUAUUUUUACCUCCCAAGCUCGCGUACGAUGCGAAACGUGCCCGAGACAUCCGAACCCCAAAAGGGCGUGUUCACUAUGGCCGAGCUGGUGGCCGCGGGGUCUACAAAGUUGGAUACCCACCAUGCAGCCCCGACAACUCAAGUCGCGACCCCCCCCACGGAGCGCAUGGAUGACUCCCUGCGAGGCGAGUGGCGCAGAUUCAGGACAUCAUUCAACCACACACCAUCCGUCCUGUCACCAAGGACUGGUUGUCAGUCGAGUGCUUCAGGUGCGCCCCUGGUCCCAUAA
This is a messenger RNA of Auxenochlorella protothecoides, 441 nucleotides long. RefSeq lists its product as hypothetical. The transcript has 2 exons. The record is from RefSeq and is a predicted model, not a curated record. The coding region runs from base 1 to 441 and encodes 146 amino acids. NCBI's taxonomy places the organism in Eukaryota, Viridiplantae, Chlorophyta, Trebouxiophyceae, Chlorellales, Chlorellaceae.